This is a messenger RNA of Striga asiatica, 1117 nucleotides long. NCBI's taxonomy places the organism in Eukaryota, Viridiplantae, Streptophyta, Magnoliopsida, Lamiales, Orobanchaceae. The record is from the annotation of a GenBank genome assembly.
CAUUAUCUCAUUAAGUUUUGUCAAUUAAUUUCAUACACAGAAUGUGUAUGUUUGAUUAUUAAAAAAUAUUUGGAAAGGGAAGGAGCCAGCGAAAAGAUGCUGACAAUGGCACAUGGACAAUUUCAUUUUCACCAUAUAAUAAUAACCAAUUUGUCAUUAUUAUUUUGUAUAACGUUUAAUUGGCAGUAAAAAGACCUUUUAUAAGGAGACAAAAAUGGGUGUAGAGAAGGGUUUGUAGUGAGUAGUGAGUAUAUAAGGUAGGAUGGGGCUUGUGGGAUUAACAAUCAACUCAUCCAUUGUACAAAAAAAAUAUAUAUAUAUAUAUAUUAAGUGAUAAAUGGAUCAGAAUAUGGAAUCAAAGGAGGUUCAUCCCACAUCUAAAUCUAAUGAUGAUCAAACUCAACCUGCUCCAAAAGAAGCUGAUGGCUCAACCAACAAGAAAGGAAAAGCAGUGAAGACGCCGGGCGAGAUUUUGGUUGUCAACUUCAUAACAAAAAAUAAGGAUGAAAGACAUUUGGGCACAGUACCUAAAAUGGAAGCAAUUUGCACGGUGUGUUGUAGCUUCGUUAUGAAAUAUACAGUUGCGUUCAAGACAAAAUGCAAAUGUGAAAUGAGCUUAGUACAUGAAGAAUGCGUCUCAGAAGGUGAAGAAAAGGGAAGUUGUGGUGUUUGUGAUGAUAAAAUAGUGCAAUACAUGCCAGUAAUUCUCUCACUAAAAGGAAAAACAGACCCCCUUGCAGUCAUAGAAAGCGACCCGGAGGCCGCUGAGGAACAGUAUGGCGAAUAUUUGAAGUUGUAAAUGAUGGUCUGCGUUCAAGAGCUUAUUGAGGAUUUAUAUAUGUUCCGAUUGAAUAAUUAAACACCAUUAGCUUCAUUAAUGGAACAUCUCAAAGUUUGCUAUUCAACACAACUUGCCUGUAAUGUCGGUUACUUAUUAAAUUAUUAAAAAACAAAAAGGUUAGGCAAACACAUCCUUCUUCCCUUCUUCCAUCUAUGCAGUUCAAGAACCGAUCACGUAGACUUGAUGUUGGUAUAUGUGUCCUAGAGACAAUCUUUUUGAGGACAUAUAUACAUGAUCACAUUAAUAAUUAUAUUGGAUUAUAAUUAUGGUAUUGUA